UCACUGAAGAACUACUGGACCAGGAAGUUUACAGAAUAUUAUUGUCAGAAGUAUCAGUGUGUAAUGAGUACCGGUGUGAUAGUAGACUCUAGCAUUGGAUGUAUUGAGCUUAGAGCAACGGGCAGUACAUGUUCAAUACAAAACCUUCGGAGGCCUACACCGUGGGAAGUUGUAUAAUUAUUUGUUUCUAUGCUGGAUAUUUUUUUACAGAGAUAGGUCUUCUGUUUAUUCUGAAAACAGAACUUCAACACUAGUACAGUACUUCUGUUAUUGAUUGCAAUUGUGUCUAGAAUACUGCACAAAUAUUUAAUCAACUGAAACGAUAUUAUUUCAUCAUUGACAACCUUUGCAGUCAUAUCUGUCUAUUACGCUAUAUUGCGCUUGUUUAUGCGAAAUUUCUGUAGUUGUGGUUUGCCGGUUUUUUUCACACUACAAGAUAUUUCAUUUCUUCCUUCAGCAAUUUAGAGAUUUAUAUUUGUCAGCAGUAAGUCUGAUACGAUAGUCCACUGUCUGAUGUGACAUUUCCACGGAUCAGAUAUUUCUAGAUUAUUUUUUGUCAGAAUUUCAUCACUUUUUUCUUGGAAUCGUAAAAACAUUCACAUGAGAUAUUAUGCUGAAAGUAAAAACAAACAAACGAGAAGAGAAAUCUAGAUCGCAGUGGUACGUUUUUGAUGAUAUUCCAAAGGAAUUAUCAAAUGGAGAAGCGACGGAGAUUGUGAGUGGUGUUAAACCAGAAAUUAACGGAUUUCACUCGGCUAGGAUAGAUCUAGAUGAAAUUUCUGAGGAAAACAAUAACCAGCACAUACCACCAGACCUGACAACAGAGGAGCUGAAGCUUCUAGAAGAAAUUCGCCGUGCAAAACAAAGACUCCUAAAAGAGAUUCAGGAACUGGAAAAUGAAAUCUCAAACGUGACUACGGAGUUAGAAGGAAUGGAUCAAUAUGUUGGCAAACAAGGAGACAAUACACAAAAUAUGCUUAACAAGGGAAGAAAGAAAUUUAACAUGGACCCACAAAAGGGGAUUGACUUCCUUAUCCAGGAAGGUCUGUUGAAAAAUACCCCGGAAGAGGUUGCACAAUUUCUCCACAAAGGAGAGGGUCUAAACAAGACAGCUAUCGGAGACUAUUUAGGAGGAAGAGAUGAGUUUAACAUCAAAGUAUUGGAAGCAUUUGUCAAUCUGCAUGAAUUCAACGACAUGAUACUAGUGCAGGCAUUACGGGAGUUUUUAUGGAGUUUUCGUCUACCUGGAGAAGCUCAGAAGAUUGACCGUAUGAUGGAAUGUUUUGCCAAAGGGUAUUGCGAAACUAAUAAAGGUGUAUUCGAGUCGACAGACACUUGUUAUGUACUGUCAUUUGCGAUUAUCAUGUUGAACACGAGUCUGCAUAACCAGUCCGUCAAAGAUAAACCGAAUCUGGAUCGAUUCAUUUCGAUGAAUCGCGGCAUCAACGACGGAAAGGAUCUACCACAUGAGUUGUUGAGCAGUUUAUACGAAAGCAUCAAGAAGGAACCAUUUAAAAUCCCAGAAGAUGACGGUAAUGAUCUAACUCACACAUUCUUCAAUCCCGACAGGGAAGGAUGGCUAAUGAAGCAAGGUGGACGGUACCGUAACUGGAAACGAAGAUGGUUCAUCCUUACUGACAAUUGUCUUUAUUACUUUGAAUUUACACAGGAUAAAGAGCCACGAGGCAUUAUACCACUGGAAAACUUAGAUGUUAGAGAAGUUGAAGACCCUAAAAAACCACAUACUUUUGAAUUGUUUGCCGCUGAUGGCCGAGACGUUAUCAAAGCCUGUAAGACUGACACAGAUGGGCGAGUAGUAGAAGGCCGCCAUCAAAUUUAUCGUAUGUCAGCGUCAACCGCAGACGACAAGGUGGAUUGGAUCAAAGCAAUAAAGUCAAGUAUAAGCAGGGAUCCAUUCUAUGACAUGUUGUCCGCCAGGAAAAAGAAGGCGUCGAAGCAAUAGACAGACUGCAGGGACUUAAAUCACAUCCAACGUGAGCACACAUGAUUGUAGAAGGCCGUUAGUUGGAAAUGAUACAAUUCAUGUAAAGAAAUACAGUAAUGUUGUCUUCUAUAUCGAUUGAUUGAUUGAUUGUUGUAUCCAACAAUCAUGUGAAAGCCAUGUGUGGUUGCCAUGACAACUGUUGACAGACAGGUUAAUGAACAUGUUAUUGUCAAUCAUGUCAGUUUAUUCGGGAAGGUGUUCUGAUUUAAAUGCUUCUAAUUGGUCAACGGUUGCAACUUCCUUAAGGUAUGAUUGGCAGUGAUCUUACUGGGGAACUUCUGACAACCGGAAGCUCAAUGGAGAACCCAGGGAGAACCCCUGAUGGCAGGAAUGUCACUGGUGAACUCCCUGAUCACAGUUAAAGGAUGCUGAUACUGGAGUCUUGUUAAAGUUUUUUACAGCUAAGGUUAACUUGAUGAAGAAAGUAUAGAGAACUAUAAACUUCAGAUGUAUUAUUUGGAGAGAUAUCCAGCUUAGAAGAUGCUGCCAUGUAGAUAAACAGGAAUGGAAAACAGUAGAUCACCAGAGUGGAUCUCUAGUUUAAAUGGAACUGCAAGGUUGUACUGCCCUUGUAGAGACUUCAGUCUGAGACAGGGAUCUUCAUUACAUCCCGGAUUCUAACUUAGUGAUUGAAUACAAAAUAUACACAAGAACAUGCAGAAGUUUGUGCUUCAACCGCCAGAUCUCCCCAGUAUUGGACGAAUUUAAUGGUGCAUCGCAUGAAAGCACUAUCUGUAUUUCUUUCUAAACUUUAAAAACAUUUUGAAGAACCUGUAUUUGAAACUUUUGGUUAAUUGCCCUUUUAUUCUCAGCAAGGGGGCAGGCUCCCCCAGUGCAAAAGAGCAUUGUACUAAAAUCUAUCAUGCCUAACUAAUUGAAACUUUAAGAAAUACUCAAUACAAUUUAAAUAUAGCUGUUGAUUCCAUCAAAAAUAUAAUUAUGUGGAUUGAACUAAGAAAAUUUUUUUCUCAUUUACAGAGAAAUUUCAUUUUGAUAAGAAAAUAUUUGAUUCACCAAAAAUAUAUAAUGUAUAUACCUUCCUUAUUUACUCUUUUUACUUACUAUUAUUUGUGUGUAGUUUCCUUUUUAACAAUAUCUGCAUUUCGUAGUUGUUGCCUGUGUAAAAAAAAAUGUAUUUUCUUUUUUUUUUAUUGCCGAAUUUAUCCUAAAAUAACUCAUUUCAAAGAUGUGAGCUUAUUGUCACUAGAUAACAUUCCAAUGAAAAACGGAAUGGUUUAUCAUAAAUGAUCAAAUAAGUGCUACUACAUUUAUAAUUUAAUGAUUCAGUGAUACGCUUAUUUUAGCGUGUCACUGAGAAUUGUUUCCACUGUUACCAUAUUGUAAUAUGUAUUCUCUGUGCUGUAUUUCAUAAGUGCUGGGACACUGUAUGAAAUAUAUCUUUCUUAAUUACCACAGCACUUGUUCGAGUGCAAAACUGAAAAUAAUCAUGUUUGGUGCCGCAUUUAUUCAAGAACUUAGGUCAAAAGAUGUGCUUCUUUGAUCAAUUAUGGUUAAGGAAUUUAUUUGUUCUGUGGAUUAAUAUCAUGUGUUUGCCACAAAACAAAUAAAUAUCAUUGUGUAAAACACUUUCAAGAAUGAAUGUUUAUCUAAGCUUUUAUUUUAAAUAAGCAUAGAAUGUAAUAUUACUGCCAAACCAGUGAGGCUUGAAAGCAUUCAAUUUUUAGAUAACAUGUUUUGCAGAGAUAUAUCAAAUAGAAAACAGAUUUGACACCCCAUAAAUAAUAAAAGACUUCCGGCACUGAUUUAUACUGUAAAUAAUAUAGCCACGUACUGAAUAGUUAAAAGAAACCCAUGCCUUCAUAAAUGAAGAUUUUUUUUAUGUACAUAUUUUUAUUUGCAUGUUUGUUACUUAUGAGUCAUGGCUAUCUUAUCUGACCUAGUACUGUCAAAUGAGACUUUAGAAUUUUCUAUAUCUGCACAUGAAACUUAAUCAUCCAGAAUUGUUCUGUACUGACAUCCGAGAGUAAAUUAUCAAAUCAAAUUUGCUGUAUUUUCACACACGAACUAGAUUAUCCAAUCAGAAUUGUUUUAUAUUGACAGUAAAUUAGCCAAUCAAAGUAGCAUUUUCGUACACAUGAAAUUAGAUUAUCCAAUCAGAAUUGCUCUACAAUGACACCUGACAGUAAAUCAGCCAAUGAAGUUGCUGUAUUUUUACAAAUGUAACUAGUUUACCCAAUAAAAAAAAAAUUAAUUUAAUUUAUACUGAAACAUGGUGCAAAGAUAUUAAAGUUUAGCCUGAACGACGGGAAAAAAUGUAUUGAUAAAAUUCAAAAUUCUGAAUUCUAUGUUUGUACUUGGAUAUCCUGAAUGAAUUUUUUCAUUUUAAUUUUGUUCAGUGAAUGUAAUUAAAAGAAAAUAUUUUAAAAUGUAUAGAUAUGAAAUUUAUAUAUAUACUGGUAUCCCAUUUCUUUACAUAAAUCUUUGUUUUAAGAUGUAUAAUUAGCUGAACAUCUCAGGUUUAUGGAAUAACCUUACUACAGUAUUUACAUAUAUUAUUAUAACGUUUUGAAGUUUACUCAGAAAGUGCAGUAUAUUUUAAAAUACUAAAGUUUACAUGAAGAAGUUUUUUAGUAUCUGCGACAAUGAAGAAAGCAAUUAAUUUAUCCAGCGUAAUUCUGGAUAUUUUUGACUAUGAAAUGGUGUUUGAGUAGAGUGUAUAUAGAAACAUGUGGAUCCAAUGGACUGGCACUAAGCCCCGCCCCUUGGAUAUUGUUGCUAAGGUCCCACUAAACGGCAACUGAACAUGCGUGAACACAUGCGUUUGUAGGACAACAUGUCUGUAUAAAGGCAAAGAUACUAGAAACACAAGAGUUCUCCACAGAAAAAAACUGUUCCACCGAAAUGCAUGGUGGGGAGUACAAACAAUGGUGCGCCGCGUACGGCUGGAUCUAAAAAAACUUCUGCCACCGUUACAUAACUGUGAAAUAUAUAAUCUCCUUUUGCGGAGGUUAAAUCGUUGCCAUUAUCCAUAAGAUACAAACAAGUAGGCAUAAAUAAAUCAAAACAAUAAGAAUAUACAAAAAUGCGCAGAAUCAUAUGAGCGGACUCUGAUUAGUGAUAAAGCUUUCCUCCAUUAGUGGAAAAAGAAGGGCGCCGUGUGUGUCUGGAUAUAUCUAGCAACAGAAGGGCGCCCUGUACAUCUGGAUCAAGUAUAGAAAACUUUACUUCAUUAUAAAAGAGAAGGGCGCCGCAUACGUCUGGCCCAAUUUCCGCCUCAUUUUUGCUUUGUGGGUGCUCUAUUGUAUUUCUAGUAUCUUUGAUGUAGGGUAAGCACAUACGCCUGUUCCUAUUCUCUGAGUGGUUAGUUGUUAAGUUUGAUUCUUCUUAUCAUGUCUAUACACGAGUUCAUAAUCUGUUGAGCUAUGUUGGUUUUUUUUAGGAAACUCAAUACGAUUUUCAUGUAAUAGUUGUGAAAGUAUUGGUAGGGACAAGGCCACAAUGUGAACGCUCCUUUCUUGGCCCCUGUUACAUUUAACACUCUGGGAGGAUCCGUUAAAUAUCAUCAAACUUUGGGGGUCACUGUCCAUUCUGGUGUAAGGGUGCUUCUCUACAUUAACACCUCUCUGCCCCCAGGAGUAUAAGUGGGUUGUCAUUAUAUCUAAAUCUGGUGCAUCACUUCGGAAUAUUCAUCCUACAGUAAGCUGCAUGUGUGUUCUGUAGGUGUUACAAAUACAAUGACAGAAUGUGAGGCAUAUGGAUACAUUAACAUAAUGUGCUAUACAAUACCACUACCAGACACAAGUAGUUUAUGAACUACAUAUAUACAAACCAUUAUUUUAAAAAGACAAUAUGUAUAGGUUUUUUCCUUUGUUAAGACAUGAGUUAUAGUAGAAAUAUCUUGGGUUGGAAUGCUAGAUACAUUGUCUUCAAGCCUUGUCUAGAUUAUCAAAUUUUCUUUGACAAAAGACUGUUGUAUGCCCAUUUUAUAGCAUGAUGUGCCUAUAUAUGGUCAUGAUGUGAUGUCAUCAUGACCAUAUUUAGGCAUGUCACAUGUUUUUGUCGAAUAAAAAUUUGACAGUCUAAACAGGGCUUUAGAUAGGAAUGGAAGUUUCAUGUACAGUAUUUGUCUUUACUUAUAGGCAUUGGUGGCUACAUAGAGAACACAUUUUCUAAAGGUAUUUAUGUUGGGCUGAACUUACUUCUGCACAACUAAUGUGGAGUUUUAUUUCAUCCAUUAUAACAGUAGACUUGUAAUUACUACCAUUGUAUUUUUAUAGUACUUUUUUCACAGUGUUAUAUUUUCACCAUUGUGUUUCAUCUUGUGUAUAUUUUCACCAUCCUAAAGGCAAUGAAUAUGAGCUGCAUCUACUUCUGCACAACUCAUGUAAGAUUGUAUUUCAUCCAUUGUAACAAUAGACAAGCAGUUGCUAUUAUUGUAUUUUUAGUAUUUCUUUCACAAUGUUAUAUUUUCACUAUUGUGUUCCAUCUUGUUUAUACAUUCACCAUAUUCAAUGAAUAUGCCAUACUAUAUCAUAGUAAAACUAUCGUAAUAUUUUUAUUAGUAUCGUCAAAGCAGUGAAUGUUGACUGUCAUACUGACCUGACUGAACAUUUUGCACAGUUUAAUACAUUAUUUAAUAUUACUUUAUAAACAUAGGAAGAUACUUUGUCAUUUUUAUUCAGCAUGUUAUUAAGUGGAUAUAGAAAAAUUAAUAGGUAUUUGAAAUAGAUUUUUACAUCAUUUGUCUCAUGACCACUAUAGCGAUAUUUAAAUUAUAUCUAAUCUUUGAUUUGUGAAAUUCAUGAUGCAUACAAUUAACUAAUUAAUUAAUUAAUUAAUUAAUACAAUUAACACCACCGGUUUCAUUGUCAAAUUUAAAAAUUUUGUUGGCUUUUUCUUCAAUGUUCACUGCUAUAAACUUGUUAGUACUUCCAAAAUGGCUUCCUUAUGUCGUGCAGAUAUGCCCACCAUGAAUAAACAAUAGCAGACAAUUGGCUAUGGUACACGUUGUUUACAAAUGAUGCAACAUCUGGAUUAUUUUAAAUAAAUAUUACAGUACAAAGAAGAUUG
This is a messenger RNA of Anneissia japonica, 7036 nucleotides long. Its product is annotated as cytohesin-1-like. The transcript has 14 exons. Bases 611 to 1963 code for a protein of 450 amino acids. Lineage: Eukaryota; Metazoa; Echinodermata; Crinoidea; Comatulida; Comatulidae. Gene Ontology annotation, biological process: regulation of ARF protein signal transduction. The record is from RefSeq and is a predicted model, not a curated record. Gene Ontology annotation, molecular function: guanyl-nucleotide exchange factor activity.